Messenger RNA from Brassica napus (rape), 2988 nucleotides. RefSeq names its product aspartyl protease UND-like. Bases 1540 to 2814 code for a protein of 424 amino acids. NCBI's taxonomy places the organism in Eukaryota, Viridiplantae, Streptophyta, Magnoliopsida, Brassicales, Brassicaceae. Gene Ontology annotation, molecular function: aspartic-type endopeptidase activity. Gene Ontology annotation, biological process: proteolysis. The transcript has a single exon. The record is from RefSeq and is a predicted model, not a curated record. Gene Ontology annotation, cellular component: extracellular region.
AUCAUCUAUUUUGGCGAGUUAUCCCAAAGAUGGAUGAUCAUCACUUUGCGUGGAUACUUUGGUACAUAUGGAAAGCAAGGAAUAGUAUGGUAUUUAGUAAUAUGGAUAUUGAUCCUCGAGAUACUCUCGGGAAGGCCGAGACGGAAUCUUUUAUGUGGGCUGAUGCACAGGUGACUCCUGAGUCACAUGACGCACACCAGAGAGAUAUGGCUCCCAUACCGGUGAGACCGGGCAGAUGGUGCUUCUCUGAUGGCUCAUGGAAGGCAAAUGAUAACUUCUCGGGACAAGGAUGAUAUAGCACCUUACCAGGAUUUGAUGGUUUGAUGGGUGCAAGAAACACCAGAGCUAGUCUUUCACCUCUCCAUGUAGAGUUUGAAUCACUAAUAUGGGCAAUGGAAUGUAUGCGGAAUUUGCGGCAGUUUCGGGUCACAUUUGCAACAGAUUGUUCUCAAUUGGUGAAGAUGGUUUUGGAACCAGAAGAAUGACCAACGUUUGCAAACUACUUGACAGAUAUAAAGACCCUUAGUACUGGAUUUCAGAGCUUGGAGAACAUCUAUGUACCAAGAACGCAUAACACACAGGCGGACAAACUAGCACGGAGUGCAAGAAUUCAACUGUCGUUCGUCGUUCACAUGGAUGCAGAGCUACCCUCUUGGUUAACAGAGUCUAUAUGAGUCUGUUUUCUUUUGUUGAUGUCAAAAAAAAAAAGAUUAUCUUUUGAAAAACUGAAAAAAAGGAAAUUGGGUGAAAUUGCCACACAAAAAACCAUAAUUUAUUAUCUAUAACCAAAAUCACUCCCUCUCUUCUCUUUCUUCUUCCUAUCUCUCUCUACUCUCUUUCUAUAAAACUAACUUCACUUCUUUUUUUGGUUAUAUCACAAAUAAGCCCAAAAAGAAAUAUCAAAAUAAAAAAAAGAAAAAUUUAAAAACUAAAAACCAAAAGCUAAAAAUCUAAAUAAAAUCUGAAAAGUAAAAACCAAAAUCAACUAGCUAGACCUACACCAGUUGCUCGACUCAAGCCUAUAUAUAUCAUAAGUUAUUGAACAUCCUUCCUUUAUUAUACAGCUUGUUAUUAUAAUUUUUAUGAAUAAAGUUUCUGCCGAAAAAUUAUAUUUUCAAAGAGAACUUAUUUUUCAAAGAUAACUUGUUUUGGUAGAUAAUAAUAAAUAAUAUAUAGGUAUACAUAAGGUACAUAAUUGUCAAACCUUUAUAACUAAGUAACUAACAAAUGUUUUGAUUAACAACACAAAUUUUUGUCUUCGGACUCAUCAUUCAACAAAAGUGAUUAACCAAUCUUGUUUAAAAUCAAACCUUCCUUCUUCUUUGUUAUGUCAACGUAUUAUCAAAACAAUUUGUAAAAAAAAAUCCAAAAUCAAAAACCACACGAUGUUCUACAUUCAUGAUUCAUCUCUUUCUUCUCGUCUACCAGUUACUUAAUCCAGACUCCCCGGUACAUAUGUCACAUCUCACUUAACCAUAAGCUACCUUUUACUUUUCACACCUUAUUAAUAACCUUUUAUAGAAGACAUACAUUAUUCCCAUGCCUUGCAUGUCAUUUAAGCAAACAGAAUAUACAGUUUCACUAAAGCCAUCAUCAUUCAUCAAAAUGAAGAUUCACUUGGUUAUCCUCCUUGUCCUAUCCAUCUAUGCCACACCAACACUUGCUAAACCCGCUCGACCAUUUAUCUUAAAACUUGUUCGGCACAAAGCCGAGAAGAAUUCAAAGCUAUACAAAACUAAAGAGAGCGAUGCAACAAUCUCCCACCUCACUCCUAACCGUGAACCACCGGUUUUUCUAGCAAAGUUAUCAAUUGGUGAGCCACCAGUUCCACAACUACUGCAUGUGGACACUGGUAGUAGUUUCACAUGGGUCAAAUGUGGGGGAUGCAUCACAUGUCAAACUCAAUUUCCGGGGUAUAAUCCAACGGCAUCAUCAACGUACAGUAGCGUGAGUUGUGACGACUCUUCUUAUGAGUCAUCUCCAGCGUUGUCCCCCGUCAAAAGAACCGGAGAAUGUCAUUACCGAGAGAUGUACUUUGACGGCUCAGAAAGUAGGGGUACGUUAGCCAAAGAGACUAUACUGUUUGACACGGAGGACGAUGGGAUUGAAUCUGUGUCAAAUGUUGAAUUUGGAUGUGCGCAUGACAUCAUUGAUGGGUUUAAUGUUGGAACUGGUCUACUCGGGCUAGCAUAUGGAAAGUUCUCGAUUUUAAAACAAUUUAGCAACAAAUUUUCUCUAUGUUUUGAGACAUUUAGUGACGACCCGAGUUCCGGUCACAGCUUUCUAGCAUUAGGAGAUGGAGCAAGGACCACAGGACAAUCAACGUCAUUAUUUAUGAGGUAUGGUCAUUACCAUGUGGACAUAGAGAGAAUCAGUAUCGAUGGAAGAACUAUAAAUAUUCCAAACCAGUUGACACCGAUAGGAAACACAAUCAUCGACACUGGGACUAGUAUGCUAAAUUUGGCUGGAGAAUCGUACAGUGAGUUUAAGACUCAUAUAGACAGCCUUCUUGACGGACACCUAAACAACUUUAUGGAUGGUCAUUUGGUAUGUUACAAUGGGACCAUUCAACAUGAGCUGCCUCAAUUGCCUACCAUUACAUUGACCUUCUACAAGGGGGCCUCUUUAGAGUUAGACCCAACCAGUCUAUUUCACCAACUUGGGGAUGAAUAUUUCUGCUUAUCUGUGAUGAUGAGCCCUAAAAUUGAUCUCAGCAUUAUUGGGACAAAUGCGCUUCAGAGUUAUAACAUCGGGUUUGAUCUUGACAAUGAAACCAUUUACUUUGACAAAAUCUCGUGCGAUUACCUUGACUAGAUUGAUAUAAUUCCAAUGCUUUUUUAUAAAAUUGAGUUCCGUUGUUCCACACCGUGUUUGAUAAUUAAUAAGAGCCGAAUUUUCUUAAAUUACGAAUAUUUCAAUCUUUUAAAACUUGUUGACAAAAUUUUUUAUUAAAAAGAAAACAUAGACACAUAAUAGAAGUACUGUUUU